Messenger RNA from Styela clava, 1674 nucleotides. Its product is annotated as G2/mitotic-specific cyclin-B2-like. Gene Ontology annotation, molecular function: cyclin-dependent protein serine/threonine kinase regulator activity. Lineage: Eukaryota; Metazoa; Chordata; Ascidiacea; Stolidobranchia; Styelidae. The record is from RefSeq and is a predicted model, not a curated record. Gene Ontology annotation, biological process: mitotic cell cycle phase transition.
UGCCUCGGAGUAAGUUGGUCUACUUUUGUUCUCCUGCUUCGAAGUUAUAUUUUAAGUUGUUACUGCUCAAGAAAAGACUGCUCGACUAAAAGAAAACCGUUUACUACGAUUAACUCUCUCUGCUUCAAUUUUGUUUACCGUGACCGUGUGUAACGCUGCGAUUCGAAGAUGGCUACCCUUACUACUCGUGCUAAUGUUUUGUCUCGUGUCGACCAAGAGAAUCCAGUCAGAGGCAAAUCGGUUGCAGUUACGAAGAAGCGUACAGCUGCACCUGUGACAAGACAUGCUCUUGGCACUGUUACCAACCAACGGGUCGACAACAAAGCUCCAACAGCCAAACGAGAAAUUAAGAAGCCUUCAACGAGACAGCAAGCAACUUUAAAGCCCAAAUCGACACAAAAUGCCACUAAAAAGCAAGUUUCAGAUCCGGAACAUGCACCUAUGGAAAUGGGAACCCCUAACAAAGUUCCGGUAGCUACACAGGAAGACAUUUUCGAUCGAACAAGCAAGCCAGAUGUUCACAACAUCGACGAAGAUGACUAUGAAAACCCACAACUUUGCUCUGAAUUUGUGAACCAGAUCUACCAGUAUAUGUUGCACCUUGAAGCCGAAUACCCAGUCAAGAAGCAUUAUCUGAAAGAAACGUCGUUGAAGUCGCGAAUGCGCUCGAUCCUAGUGGAUUGGCUUAUCCAGGUCCAUCACAGAUUCGGACUUCUACAGGAAACUCUCUACUUGACAAUUGCGAUUUUGGACAGAUUUCUACAAAUUCACCCAGUCGUUCGCACAAAACUGCAACUUGCUGGUGUUACCGCGAUGUUGUUGGCGUCAAAAUAUGAAGAAAUGUACGCGCCCGAAGUGAGUGAUUUCGUCUAUAUCACCGACCAAGCUUUUACAAGAACCCAGAUCUUGCAGAUGGAGAUUUUAAUGCUGAAAACCCUUGGGUUUAAUCUCGGACGUCCAUUACCGUUGCAUUUCCUGAGACGCAAUUCUAAAGCAGGAAAUGUCGAUGCCAACCAGCAUGCUCUGGCGAAAUACCUGAUGGAAUUAGCGAUGGUUGAUUACGAGAUGUGCCACGUACCACCUUCACAACUCGCCGCCGCUGCUCUUUGCCUAUCAACGAAACUGAUCGGUGGCGAUGACUGGACCCCUACCUUACAACACUACAGUCGAUACUCAUACGAAGAGAUCGCCUCGGUCGUAUGCCAUUUAGCAAAGAAUUUGAAAGCUGCUGAAACCAGUACAUAUUUGAAUGCCAUUCGCAAUAAAUAUUCAAGCCAAAAAGCCUUCCGCGUCUCACAGAUUGAUGAAAUUAAAUGCCCGUUGGUAUCAGAACUUGCUGCAAAAGCUUCCACGAUCUCUUUGUAACGAAAUAGUUUGGACUGUUGCGUUUGUCACAAGUUCAAGUAUUUACUUCAGUUCAACUAGACACUUUAUUCUAUCUUUAUUGGUGUAUUGAUGUGUGACGGUUGACAUGGUUACCUGGUAUCAGUGGUACAGAAACAGGUUUCAUACUCUAGCGUGAUUUUGUGUUUUUAUAUUUUAAUACUAUUCAUUUUUUUUCGCUUGUCUAAGGUUGCGAGAUAUUGUUUUCAUGUGCAUUAUUUUAUUCGUCUUUUAUUAUUAAACAAGAAUCGUGCGAAGAAGUUUCAUUAAAUCCAGUAUUAUAAAGUGGAA